CUAAUUUAAUCGUAACACCAAACAGCUUGUCGGACAGUGGGCGCGUGAUGGAAUCUGGCCGUUCGCAGACAGAAAAUAAUCACACAGACAUGGAGACAGAGAAGAGCUCUGACCAGGAGAACGGUCAGACAUGUGACACUGAAGAGAACAUCACCAGCACUAAUGAAAACACGGAUGAACUUUUUAAGAAACCGGCGAUUUUUGCAGCCCCAUCUCUGUCGGUGAAAAAAUCAGGAGCGAACUCAGUCAGUAAACCCACAGAAGAAUCAAACAGCAGCAUCUCAGAGAAUAAAGACAAAAAUCAUGGUCCAAAACAUCUUCAGUCACCUACACGGCCCACAGACCCAAAACCAGACCCAUCAGAUGUUAAAGAUCAUCUACCAGCCAUGACAUCGGAGGCAUCACAGAAGAUCCAGCCCAAACCAAAAGACAACAGACCGAAGGUCCCUGCCAAACUACCACCGGCUGGUAAAUUUCCACCCCUUCCGUACACUGAACCCCCUUGGGGGUCUGUUCCUGACAUAUCUUACUCAUUUGAGCUGCUGAAAAACGGGUCGAUCCUGGACGCGGUCCCGUUGACUCAGAGGAGUUAUUUUGUGGUGGGUCGUCUGCCGGUUUGUGAUGUAUCUCUGGAACAUCCGUCCAUCUCCCGCUAUCACGCUGUAGUGCAGUACCGAGGCAAAGCGGGACAGGACGAGGUCUUGGGAGAGGAGAGAGGGUUUUAUGUCUAUGAUUUGGGCAGCACUCAUGGGACUUUCGUGAAUAAGAACAAGAUUCCACCCAAAACAUAUAUAAGGGUCCGUGUGGGACAUGUAAUCAAGUUUGGGGGCAGCACAAGACUCUUUAUUCUGCAGGGUCCAGAGUUUGAUGAAGAGGCAGAGUCUGAACUGACGGUGACAGAGCUCAGAGAACGGGCCAGGAAACAGAGAGAAGAGCUGGAGAAGAGAAUGAUGGGUGAUGGCUCAGACGAGGAAGAGGAGAAGGAGGAGAGGGAAGCCAAUGCUUUAGGAAGAAGUUCAUCAGAAGAUACUGGCUGCUCGUGGGGAAUGGUUGAAGAGGCAGUGCCUGAAGAGGAUGAGAAUGAGGAAAAUCCAUUUGCCAUGGAGUUUCAUGAGGAUCAGGAAGCAGCUUACCUCAAAGAUCCUAAAAAGGCCCUGCAGGGCUUCUAUGACAGAGAAGGGGAAGAACUCGAGUUUGAAUAUGAAGACAAAGGCCAUGGCACCUGGCUCUGCAGAAUCAAGUUGCCGGUGGAUGAUGCUGUGGGCAGGCAGCUGGUGGCUGAAGUGACCCACUCAGGGAAAAAGAAGGAAGCGGCUGUCCAGUGCUGUUUAGAGGCCUGUCGCAUCCUGGAGGCCCGUGGUGUUCUCAGACAGGAGGCAGUAUCCCGCAAGCGCAAGAAGAAGAACUGGGGGGAUGAAGAUUUUUAUGACAGUGAUGACGACACGUUCCUGGACAGGACAGGUGCAGUUGAAAAGAAGAGGAUGGAACGCAUGAAGAAGGCCAGAAAGAUUCAGGAGCGUCCUGAUACCUAUGAAUCACUGCUGGCUAAACUUGCUGAGGUUGAAAAAGAGCUGGCUGACACUGAAAAGAAGCUCAAUUCUUCUGGAAAAGGACACACCAGCUCAUCUUCAGAGGACCCUCUGGAUGCCUUCAUGAGUGCUGUACAGGGCGAUACGGCUCUGGAUGGAGUGGAAAGAAAAAAGCUCCGCUUACAUGUGGCCGACCUGAAGAAGGAGGGUGAGCGACUGCGUAAACUAGUGGAGCUGACCAAACCUACCCAGCUGCCCUCACUGCAGCCCAGUGGAUCUAGUAGUCAGUCCACAGAGACGGAGAAACCAAAGAAGUUAUCUCUGCCUAUGUUUGGAGCCAUGAAAGGAGGCAGUAAACUCAAACUGAAGACUGGAACUAUAGGCAAUUUGCCCCCAAAGCGAGCCAUUCUUCCAAGUGAGCUCUUUAACAUGAAGGAGCUUCCCCCUGAGGAAGAAGAGGAGGAUGAAAAUACAGAAGACGCAGUCACAGAUGGUGAUAUGGAGGUUAUUCAGUCUGCAGAGAUGGGAAGUCCUGAACACUUCAAUGCUGACUAUAACAGACUUGAAAGCCAUUUAAACCGGGCUAACGAGAGGGGAGACCAUGUGGACCAGCCUGCUAAAAUAGUGACAUUUCAUGGAAAACAGAAAUCUAAGUCUUCCAAUUUUCAAGACAAAAGUGCCUCUCCUCCAAAAGAGGGAGACAGUGGUGUCUCAAAUGUCCAGAGUCCAAAGACAAGUAUGAAGAAGAAAGUUAUUGGACCAAGCAGGCCUCCUACGACCAUGUCCAAGCAGUACCCUGAAGAUGACCCUGACUACUGCGUCUGGGUUCCUCCAGCAGGUCAGACUGGGGAUGGUUGGACACAUCUGAACGAAAAGUACGGAUACUGAAAAAAGAAAGGAAAGACCAUCCUCACUAAAAAGGAAUCAGCUCAAUUCUUCAUCUUAACCUUGAGAGAAAUUUGAUAAAAAAAAAAAAAUAAAUAAAUAUACAUAUAUAUACAUACAUGCAUACAUACAUACACAUAUAUAUAUAUAUAUAU
This is a messenger RNA of Myxocyprinus asiaticus (Chinese sucker), 2569 nucleotides long. Its product is annotated as kanadaptin-like. The transcript has 14 exons. Lineage: Eukaryota; Metazoa; Chordata; Actinopteri; Cypriniformes; Catostomidae. The record is from RefSeq and is a predicted model, not a curated record. The coding region runs from base 48 to 2417 and encodes 789 amino acids. Gene Ontology annotation, molecular function: mRNA binding; protein binding.